Messenger RNA from Ostertagia ostertagi, 963 nucleotides. The record is from the annotation of a GenBank genome assembly. Lineage: Eukaryota; Metazoa; Nematoda; Chromadorea; Rhabditida; Trichostrongylidae.
AUGUGUCUAGAGAUCAAGUUAGAGUCGCCGUUCAAUGGCAGACAAGGUUGCUUAGUUUUGGAGAGCUGCACUGUAUGCCGAGAUCAAGCCGCCGUCAAACGAGCUGAAGAAGCCGCCGCGAGCUGCCGAGCGAAAGACGCAACGAUGAGUUCGAGGCCGAACUCCUUCGUCAUCGCAGAUCUAGGACGGCCCGUACAAUCUCAAACUGUAUUUCAGGACGAGCACCGUGGAUCGAUGACGAGCAAGGGAGACGCUGAUCACCAUCUACCAUCCGCUAAACUGGGGCCGAAAAUGCGAGUGUGGACAGUUCGACCAAAGGCGCACAAGAGUGCUGGGGAGGCGAACGCAAGGAGGAGGAGUUGCGUAUGGAAAACUCCCAAUCCCUGGCCCCAGCGAUGCAAGCCCAUAAACGAUGAUGUUACAGCUACUCGGAAGCCAUUGAAGCCGCGCAGGGGAUGCGCUUCGAGCACACCGCUUUGUUCCCAAUACGAUGAAGGUGCUCACAUCACCACUGCAUUGGCAGUGCUGAAACACAUCAACGUCCCUAGCGCCUCCACCGUGGCCCACCAGCAAGUUUUUUCAGGUCUGCCGUCGUCUUUUGGAAGGGUCCACACCGAAGUGGACUACAACAGCGAGGUUAUUGUUUACGCCUAUGGACUGGGAGUUGCUGGCGAAGAACUUGCUGGAAAUCAAAAUCGUCACGGCAAUAACUUGUAUGGCCAGAUACUGCCGUCGGGAAUACCGAUGAGGCUGGUCCUCAUAGCGCUGGAACGACAUCUGCAGCCAGGGGAACGCUUCAUUCAGAGUCCGUAUGAGGGCAGCAGCGCGACGGAAUGGUCUAACAUGGGACGUAUGUAUGGAUCGCCGUUUAAUGGCAGACAAGUUUUGCUAUUUUUGGAGAAGCUGCAUGUCAUGCCAGAGAUCAAGGUCGCGUCAAACGAGCUGAAGGAAGCACGCCGCUAG